This is a messenger RNA of Antechinus flavipes (yellow-footed antechinus), 4204 nucleotides long. It is a transcript of the gene BUB3, whose product is annotated as BUB3 mitotic checkpoint protein. Gene Ontology annotation, molecular function: ubiquitin binding. The transcript is spliced from 8 exons. Bases 115 to 1116 code for a protein of 333 amino acids. The record is from RefSeq and is a predicted model, not a curated record. Gene Ontology annotation, biological process: mitotic spindle assembly checkpoint signaling. NCBI's taxonomy places the organism in Eukaryota, Metazoa, Chordata, Mammalia, Dasyuromorphia, Dasyuridae. Gene Ontology annotation, cellular component: kinetochore; mitotic checkpoint complex; bub1-bub3 complex.
UGGCAUUUGAAACCGCCCAAUCAGAAGCGCGCGCUAGGGUUUGUUCCCUAAAGAGAGCGCUGAGGAAGAAGGCGGCAAGGAGCAACGGACGGUGGCCUGCGAGCGGACGACAAGAUGACCGGGUCUAAUGAGUUCAAGUUGAACCAGCCUCCAGAAGAUGGCAUCUCCUCAGUGAAGUUCAGUCCCAACACAUCCCAGUUCCUGCUGGUCUCUUCAUGGGAUACUUCGGUUCGGCUCUACGAUGUCCCAGCCAACACCAUGCGUCUCAAAUACCAACACACUGGCGCUGUCCUCGACUGUGCUUUCUAUGAUCCAACACAUGCUUGGAGUGGGGGAUUGGAUCAUCAGUUGAAAAUGCAUGACUUGAAUACUGAUCAAGAAAAUCUUGUUGGAACCCAUGACGCACCUAUUAGAUGUGUUGAAUAUUGCCCAGAGGUGAAUGUUAUGGUUACUGGAAGUUGGGAUCAAACAGUUAAAUUGUGGGAUCCCAGAACUCCUUGUAAUGCAGGAACUUUUUCUCAGCCAGAAAAGGUUUACACGCUCUCUGUGUCUGGAGACAGAUUAAUUGUGGGGACAGCUGGUCGAAGAGUAUUGGUAUGGGACUUGAGGAAUAUGGGCUAUGUGCAGCAGAGAAGAGAGUCUAGUCUGAAAUACCAGACUCGUUGCAUACGAGCAUUUCCAAACAAGCAGGGCUAUGUGUUAAGCUCUAUUGAAGGCCGAGUGGCAGUUGAAUAUUUGGAUCCAAGUCCUGAGGUACAGAAGAAGAAAUAUGCAUUCAAGUGUCACAGACUAAAAGAAAACAAUAUUGAGCAGAUUUAUCCUGUCAAUGCCAUUUCCUUUCACAACAUUCACAACACAUUUGCUACAGGUGGAUCUGAUGGAUUUGUUAAUAUUUGGGAUCCUUUCAACAAAAAACGAUUGUGCCAAUUCCAUCGAUAUCCCACUAGCAUAGCAUCACUUGCCUUUAGUAAUGAUGGGACCACACUUGCAAUAGCAUCAUCAUAUAUGUAUGAAAUGGAUGACACUGAACAUCCUGAAGAUGGUAUCUUCAUUCGCCAAGUGACAGAUGCAGAAACAAAACCCAAGGAAACUGGGUCUCAGAAAGGUUUGGAGUGAUUUACCCCUGACCCCAGAAGGAAGAAGAGAAGUCAUCAGUGGUCACAAGGACAGUAGCUCAGGCUUGGCUUCAUGUUCCCCACCUCCUGUUUACUGAACUUGAAACUGUCUAACAAUAUAUCUGUUAACGAACAAUACUUAUAUAGUGCUAUAAAAACUGAUAUUUAGUGUUUGGCUUACCUGCUGUUUCUUUGCUUCAUUCAGUCACUUGUGCUAGACUCAGUAAUGUUUGCAUCUUCAUGACAGAGGAACACAGAAAAGAUAGGGGAGAGAAUUAGAAACAUAACAAUUUUAUUUAUGUUGUAUAAAUCACUUUUGUCACAACAACUCUGUGAAGUAGGUAAUAGUUCAGGAAUUAUCUUCAUUUUAUAGGCUUAUAGAAUUGGAAAGGACCUUAGAGAGUCAUUUGGUCCAAUCCUUUAUUUUACAAAUGGGGAAAAGGUAACCCAGAUAGAAGAAAGGACCUAACAAAAACCACAUAGAUGCCAGAAUUGGGAUUCAGGGUUUUUUUAUAUAGUUCUGUAAUGUAAAUGUAUUUAGAAUAGGAUAAUGAAAUUUGCAGAGUUUAAAGAUCUUACCCAUAGGCACAAAGUUGAAUACUUAGUGCUGGAAUCAGCAUUCAGACCUAAGUCUUUCCAUCUUGUCUGUGUUAGUUUCUCACACAUAUUCAUCUUUGACUAGAGCUGAAAUUUAAGGGACAUGUAUUUGGACAGCUUUGUAUUCUGUGCAUUAAAGAUAUAGAAGAGUCUAAAAAUUACAACUACUAUCUUUAAAAAAACAACAACAAAACUUUUCUUUUUUUUUAAUGACAAGGCCAGGUAACAAAACAGUGGAAACAAAUAAAUACAUAAAUGCCAAAUUGAAAGAAAGUGGAAUUAAUCAUUGUCUUCCUUUACCUUCAAAGAAAGUAUGUGUAUGAGCAGCUUUGUAGAGGGACUUGAUUUUCUGAAGCCUUAGUCCCUAGAAAUGUAAUUGGACCUUCCUUUCCUAAUUAUGAUAUUGAUUAUUGUUAACUCUGCUUUGCACUACAGGUUGGUUUUUUUUGUUUGUUUGUUUGUUUGUUUUUUAAUAUCUGAGGCAAUUAAGUGACUUGCCCAGGGUCACAUAAUCUAGGAAGUAUUAAGUGUCUGAGGUCAGAUUUGAACUCAGGUCCUCCUGACUUCAAGACAGGUACUCUAUCCACUGUGCCAUCUAGCUGUUCCCCAAUAUAGUUUUAAAGAAAUCCCAUUUCUUUUUUCUGCUUCAUUCAUUCAUUUAUUUAUUUAUUUAUUUAUUUAUUUAUUUUUAGCAGGAAAGAUGAAGAUAGUAAAUGAAUUAAUUUCUGUUAUAAUGUGAUUUGGCAAUUAAUAAAAGCAAAAAUGCCAGUGGGAAAGGCUUUGGUAUCUGUUUUACUGACUAGGAAACUAUGACAUUUUGCUAUAUUAAAGGCCAAUCCUCAGGUAUGUCAUAAUUUUGAUUUUGAGUGAACAUUGGGUCAAAAUAUCUCUGUAGAAAAAAAAAAUGGAUGCAGCAUCCUAAGCUUCAGAAUCUUUCAUCUAUUAUUUAUCCUCUAUCACAGUCUUGAGAAGAUACAAUUAAAAAAGGGGCAAUUCUUUUUUUCAAAUCAGUUUCUAUUAUUAUGUGAGAUUAUGACUCAUUCUAAAACCUGGUAUCCAGGAGAGACACCCCCAUUUCUGCAGCUCCUUUCAACAGUUGUUUGUGGCAGUUUCAGCCUCUUUCUGCCUCUGAAGCUCUUUAUUUUUAAAGCAAGGCAGACGAGGCCUAAAAUUAUUCCAUUAAAGAGGGGCAAUUUUUGUAAUGGGACUUAGAGUGCUCUGCAGAAGUGCAGGCAAGUUUCUUCAAUAUCCUGAGCAUUAUUCACUCAUUUAGUUAAAUGAUGUUUCUAAUUCCCUGGUAAUUACAUGUAAUGAGGCACUUUUUCUCUUCUUGAUGAGACUUUAGCUUAAUAUGAGAUGGCAUAUUUUUUUCUUCCCUUUUUUUCAUGGGGAUAAUUACCCCUGCCUAGGAAAAGCAGGGUUUGUUGUGCAGAAUAUAGCAAAUUAUUUUAUUUCCUGCCAUCUUGACUGCCAGUAAAUUAUAAAAUUAAGUUUCAGUGGAACAUUAGCACCAUUUUGGGAAAGGCUUGAGACUUUUUUUUUUUUAAAUUCAUGUACUGCUGUCCUCUGGGAUCAUAGGGGCCAUUAUUCAUAGAAUAGAUGUUUUUCUGCCAAUUCCAAGUAUUCAGAUGUAUUAAGGCUGCAACAUAGAUUUGAUUUUCUGGAUGCUAUCCAGUAUAGAAUGUUCUUGUAAUUUUCUUUGUGCUCAGGUAAUUAUCAUUAUGAAGUUAAGUAAUAUGUUCCUUCAGCCAUCCUCCCCCCAUCACACCCUCCCUUUUCUCCAUUUAUAUCUCAAAUUACUUUUGUGUGUGUGUUGUACUUCAAUUACAUACAAAACUAUAUUUGAAUCACACUAAGGUGGUGACACUGACUAUUAAUAGACAGGAAGAAGUUCAGAGUUAAUAUAGACACUACUUAACUUUACCUGCUUUAAAAAAAAAAAAGACAUAAAGAAAAAAUAUAUAGCAUUAAUUAAGGACAGUGUCAUAUUGAAUUUUUAAUUUCCUGGGCUCACUUUUUAUUAGGAAUUUUAAAAAGUUUUUUUGGAGAGGAGAGUUAGAUUUUUAAUUUUCAAGAACAAUAUUUCAAUAAGAAAUAAUUAAAAGAGCAUGUUUCAACAUAGUCAUGCUUUACUGUUUCUCAAAAGAUACAUCUGAAGAUUUUCUUAGUCUGCUACCUACUUAUUUGCAUAUUUCAGACUUGUAAAUAUUUACCAAUAAUAUAUCCCUUCACAAUUUUUUAGAAAUGUUCCAUUUCUCUAGGGGCAGUGCAAGUUGUUGAAGAAAUAAAGUCCCUGUGUUAUGACUAGUUGAUGCACUGGGCUUAGAGUCAGAAGAUCUCUAUUUAAAGCUCUGAUAUUUAUUAGCCAUGUGAAUUUGGGCAAAGUACUGAAAGGCAACAACUGUAUGUAAUUCAUUUUUUUGUUUCCCCCUAUGUUCAGCAAAAUGCCUUCUUAUUGACAUACAAUAAAUGUUUGUUGAAUGAAUAAAUAA